Messenger RNA from Closterium sp. Naga37s-1, 3537 nucleotides. The record is from the annotation of a GenBank genome assembly. NCBI's taxonomy places the organism in Eukaryota, Viridiplantae, Streptophyta, Zygnematophyceae, Desmidiales, Closteriaceae.
AUGCAGAGAGGGGAGCCCGAGUACGGGGUGGAGAGGGGUUGGGGAGAGUUGGAGGAGGUUGAGUUCUGCUCUCGUCGCUUGCGUCCUCAUGCCUCCCCUCGUCUGUAUGCUGCUCGUGCCCCCCUCGUUCCUCGUGUCCCCCUCGAUCCUCAUCACCGUAUUCCUGGUCCUCCGUUCCUCCAUGCCCACGCUCCUUCCGCUCCUCCUCAUGCUCCCUCGCCCCCUCCUCAUGCUCCCUCGCCCCCUCCUCAUGCUCCCUCGCCCCCUCCUCAUGCUCCCUCGCCCCCUCCUCAUGCUCCCUCGCCCCCUCCUCAUGCUCCCUCGCUCCUCAUGCUCCCUCGCCCCUCCUCAUGCUCCCUCGCCCCCUCCUCAUGCUCCCUCGCCCCCUCCUCAUGCUCCCUCGCCCCCUCCUCAUGCUCCCUCGCCCCCUCCUCAUGCUCCCUCGCCCCCUCCUCAUGCUCCCUCGCCCCCUCCUCAUGCUCCCUCGCCCCCUCCUCAUGCUCCCUCGCCCCUCCUCAUGCUCCCUCGCCCCCUCCUCAUGCUCCCUCGCCCCCUCCUCAUGCUCCCUCGCCCCCUCCUCAUGCUCCCUCGCCCCCUCCUCAUGCUCCCUCGCCCCCUCCUCAUGCUCCCUCGCCCCCUCCUCAUGCUCCCUCGCCCCCUCCUCAUGCUCCCUCGCCCCCUCCUCAUGCUCCCUCGCCCCCUCCUCAUGCUCCCUCGCCCCCUCCUCAUGCUCCCUCGCCCCCUCCUCAUGCUCCCUCGCCCCCUCCUCAUGCUCCCUCGCCCCCCUCCUCAUGCUCCCUCGCCCCCUCCUCAUGCUCCCUCGCCCCCUCCUCAUGCUCCCUCGCCCCCUCCUCAUGCUCCCUCGCCCCCUCCUCAUGCUCCCUCGCCCCCUCCUCAUGCUCCCUCGCCCCCUCCUCAUGCUCCCUCGCCCCCUCCUCAUGCUCCCUCGCCCCCUCCUCAUGCUCCCUCGCCCCCUCCUCAUGCUCCCUCGCCCCCUCCUCAUGCUCCCUCGCCCCCUCCUCAUGCUCCCUCGCCCCCUCCUCAUGCUCCCUCGCCCCCUCCUCAUGCUCCCUCGCCCCCUCCUCAUGCUCCCUCGCCCCCUCCUCAUGCUCCCUCGCCCCCUCCUCAUGCUCCCUCGCCCCCUCCUCAUGCUCCCUCGCCCCCUCCUCAUGCUCCCUCGCCCCCUCCUCAUGCUCCCUCGCCCCCUCCUCAUGCUCCCUCGCCCCCUCCUCAUGCUCCCUCGCCCCCUCCUCAUGCUCCCUCGCCCCCUCCUCAUGCUCCCUCGCCCCCUCCUCAUGCUCCCUCGCCCCCUCCUCAUGCUCCCUCGCCCCCUCCUCAUGCUCCCUCGCCCCCUCCUCAUGCUCCCUCGCCCCCUCCUCAUGCUCCCUCGCCCCCUCCUCAUGCUCCCUCGCCCCCUCCUCAUGCUCCCUCGCCCCCUCCUCAUGCUCCCUCGCCCCCUCCUCAUGCUCCCUCGCCCCCUCCUCAUGCUCCCUCGCCCCCUCCUCAUGCUCCCUCGCCCCCUCCUCAUGCUCCCUCGCCCCCUCCUCAUGCUCCCUCGCCCCCUCCUCAUGCUCCCUCGCCCCCUCCUCAUGCUCCCUCGCCCCCUCCUCAUGCUCCCUCGCCCCCUCCUCAUGCUCCCUCGCCCCCUCCUCAUGCUCCCUCGCCCCCUCCUCAUGCUCCCUCGCCCCCUCCUCAUGCUCCCUCGCCCCCUCCUCAUGCUCCCUCGCCCCCUCCUCAUGCUCCCUCGCCCCCUCCUCAUGCUCCCUCGCCCCCUCCUCAUGCUCCCUCGCCCCCUCCUCAUGCUCCCUCGCCCCCUCCUCAUGCUCCCUCGCCCCCUCCUCAUGCUCCCUCGCCCCCUCCUCAUGCUCCCUCGCCCCCUCCUCAUGCUCCCUCGCCCCCUCCUCAUGCUCCCUCGCCCCCUCCUCAUGCUCCCUCGCCCCCUCCUCAUGCUCCCUCGCCCCCUCCUCAUGCUCCCUCGCCCCCUCCUCAUGCUCCCUCGCCCCCUCCUCAUGCUCCCUCGCCCCCUCCUCAUGCUCCCUCGCCCCCUCCUCAUGCUCCCUCGCCCCCUCCUCAUGCUCCCUCGCCCCCUCCUCAUGCUCCCUCGCCCCCUCCUCAUGCUCCCUCGCCCCCUCCUCAUGCUCCCUCGCCCCCUCCUCAUGCUCCCUCGCCCCCUCCUCAUGCUCCCUCGCCCCCUCCUCAUGCUCCCUCGCCCCCUCCUCAUGCUCCCUCGCCCCCUCCUCAUGCUCCCUCGCCCCCUCCUCAUGCUCCCUCGCCCCCUCCUCAUGCUCCCUCGCCCCCUCCUCAUGCUCCCUCGCCCCCUCCUCAUGCUCCCUCGCCCCCUCCUCAUGCUCCCUCGCCCCCUCCUCAUGCUCCCUCGCCCCCUCCUCAUGCUCCCUCGCCCCCUCCUCAUGCUCCCUCGCCCCCUCCUCAUGCUCCCUCGCCCCCUCCUCAUGCUCCCUCGCCCCCUCCUCAUGCUCCCUCGCCCCCUCCUCAUGCUCCCUCGCCCCCUCCUCAUGCUCCCUCGCCCCCUCCUCAUGCUCCCUCGCCCCCUCCUCAUGCUCCCUCGCCCCCUCCUCAUGCUCCCUCGCCCCCUCCUCAUGCUCCCUCGCCCCCUCCUCAUGCUCCCUCGCCCCCUCCUCAUGCUCCCUCGCCCCCUCCUCAUGCUCCCUCGCCCCCUCCUCAUGCUCCCUCGCCCCCUCCUCAUGCUCCCUCGCCCCCUCCUCAUGCUCCCUCGCCCCCUCCUCAUGCUCCCUCGCCCCCUCCUCAUGCUCCCUCGCCCCCUCCUCAUGCUCCCUCGCCCCCUCCUCAUGCUCCCUCGCCCCCUCCUCAUGCUCCCUCACCCCCUCCUCAUGCUCCCUCGCCCCCUCCUCAUGCUCCCUCGCCCCCUCCUCAUGCUCCCUCGCCCCCUCCUCAUGCUCCCUCGCCCCCUCCUCAUGCUCCCUCGCCCCCUCCUCAUGCUCCCUCACCCCCUCCUCAUGCUCCCUCACCCCCUCCUCAUGCUCCCUCACCCCCUCCUCAUGCUCCCUCGCCCCCUCCUCAUGCUCCCUCACCCCCUCCUCAUGCUCCCUCACCCCCUCCUCAUGCUCCCUCACCCCCUCCUCAUGCUCCCUCGCCCCCUCCUCAUGCUCCCUCGCCCCCUCCUCAUGCUCCCUCGCCCCCUCCUCAUGCUCCCUCGCCCCCUCCUCAUGCUCCCUCACCCCCUCCUCAUGCUCCCUCGCCCCCUCCUCAUGCUCCCUCGCCCCCUCCUCAUGCUCCCUCACCCCCUCCUCGUGCUCCCUCGCCCCUCCUCAUGCUCCCUCGCCCCCUCCUCAUGCUCCCUCGCCCCCUCCUCAUGCUCCCUCGCCCCCUCCUCAUGCUCCCUCGCCCCCUCCUCAUGCUCCCUCGUCCCCUCCUCAUGCUCCCUCACCCCAUCCUCGUGCUCCUCUCCUGCUGCCCUCUGCUCACCAUCCUCCUCCCCUUCCCCUCGCCCAUGCACUUGUCCCUCGUGCUCCUCAUGCUCCACGUCCCCUUUCCCCGCUUCCACCGCCUCGCCCGUAA